This is a messenger RNA of Solanum dulcamara, 2681 nucleotides long. Its product is annotated as homeobox protein BEL1 homolog. The coding region runs from base 433 to 2376 and encodes 647 amino acids. Gene Ontology annotation, biological process: regulation of transcription by RNA polymerase II. Lineage: Eukaryota; Viridiplantae; Streptophyta; Magnoliopsida; Solanales; Solanaceae. Gene Ontology annotation, molecular function: DNA-binding transcription factor activity, RNA polymerase II-specific; RNA polymerase II cis-regulatory region sequence-specific DNA binding. The transcript has 5 exons. The record is from RefSeq and is a predicted model, not a curated record.
UUUUGUACGUAUUGAUUAUAUCUUGUUUUGCAUGAGAGAGAAAGUAAGAGCAAAAAAGCAUAUAUCAAUGAAAAAACAUGGCUUACAAGUCAUCAUCACACACCCUCUUAGGCCACACUAUCUCUCUCUCUCCUUAACCUCUGGAAAAUCCAUAAUGUUUUCUCCUUCAUCUGAUCAUCAUCAUCAUCCUGUGUAAUUUCUAAGGAUGUUUUUUUUCAUAGUACGCCAUGCUUCUUGUUUUCUUUGAGAAAAACAACACAAAAAAAAGGUCCAAUUCUUGAUCUUCUUGAAGUUUUAUCUAGUCAUCUAUGUGCAAAAACAAGUUGGUACAAGCAUUUGAAUGAGUAAAAAUUCAAUCUUUUUGUUGAAAAAAGAAUCAUGAAAGUACUUAAAGAGUGAUAAAGCAGAGAUCUUUAUAUAUGUAUAUUAUAUAUGGCUGGUCAUCAAGAAAGUGAAGAGAUAAAACCAAGAUCAUCAUCAAUGGUUACUAAUACUGGUUAUUGGUUUUCAUCAGAUAAUCCAAAUCCAACACAUAUGGUGAAUCAUCAGUUGCAAAAUUUUGAAACAAAUCCAGAGAUGUACAAUUUGAGUAGUACUUCUAGUAUGGAAAUGAUAGGGUUUCCACCAAACAACAAUAAUCCUCAUGUGUUGUGGAAAGGUAAUUUUCUCAUCAACAAGAUCAAUGGUGAUGAUCAUGGUACUCCUUCAUCUUCCAAGAACAUUACUGAACAAUUUUACCAACAUGGUAGUGAAAAUAUGUUGGUUGCAACGACGACAACUCAUGAUGAUGAUCAUCAAGAAUCUUGGCAUCAUGAGAAUAACAGAACAUUACUUGUUGAUGAUCCAUCUAUGAGAUGUGUUUUUCCUUGUGAAGGAAAUGAAAGGCCAAGUCAAGGACUUUCAUUGUCUCUCUGUUCAUCAAAUCCUUCUAGUAUUGGUUUACAGUCUUUUGAGCUAAGACAUCAUCAAGAAAUAGGACUAAUACAUGAUGGUUUUUUGGGUAAAUCUGCAAAUCUACAACAAGGGUACUUUCAUCAUCAUCAAGUUAGGGACUCUAAGUACUUAGGUCCAGCUCAGGAGUUGCUCGGUGAAUUCUGUAGUCUCAGAAUAAAGCAGAAUAAUGAUCAUUCUUCAUCAAAAGUACUAAAGCAACAAGAGAUCAGUGCUAGUACUUCAAAAAAGCAACUUUUACAGUCUCAUGACCUCUUAGAACUUCAGAAAAGAAAAACAAAAUUGCUCCAAAUGCUUGAAGAGGUGGAUAGAAGGUACAAACAUUAUUGUGAUCAAAUGAAGGCUGUUGUAUCAACAUUUGAAGCAGUGGCUGGAAAUGGAGCAGCAACAGUUUACUCAGCGUUAGCAUCAAGGGCCAUGUCAAGGCAUUUUAGAUGCCUAAGAGAUGGAAUUGUGGCACAAAUUAAGUCCACAAAAAAUGCCAUGGGAGAAAAAGACAGUACUAGUACUCUUAUUCCUGGUUCAACAAGAGGAGAAACACCAAGACUCAGACUUCUUGAUCAAACUCUAAGGCAGCAAAAAGCUUUUCAACAGAUGAAUAUGAUGGAGACUCAUCCAUGGAGACCGCAACGCGGUCUCCCAGAAAGAUCAGUCUCCGUUCUGCGUGCAUGGCUCUUUGAACACUUUCUUCACCCGUACCCAAGUGAUGUUGAUAAACACAUUUUAGCUCGCCAAACUGGUCUUUCAAGAAGCCAGGUGUCUAAUUGGUUCAUUAAUGCAAGGGUAAGGCUAUGGAAGCCCAUGGUGGAAGAAAUGUACUUAGAAGAAACCAAAGAAGAGGAAAAUCUUGGAUCUCCAGAUGGAUCAAAAGCCUUUGAUGACAUGACAAUUCAUCAAAAUAACAUGACAAUUCAUCAAAAUAAUCCUCAUCAAUCAUCACACAUUGAUCAUCAUCAAGAUCAAAAGCCAAAUCUUGUAAGAAUUGACUCUGAGUGCAUAUCUUCCAUCAUAAAUCAUCACCCUCAUGAGAAAAAUGAUCAUACCAACAAAAAUUUCAUUCAACAUGAUCAUCAAGUUCAAAACUAUGGAGUAAUUAGAGGUGGAGAUCAAUCGUUUGGUGCGAUUGAGCUAGAUUUUUCAACAAAUAUUGCUUAUGGUGAUGGUGAUCAUCAUCAUGGAGGAAUGAGUAACAAGAAUCUUGGAGGGGGUGUUUCUUUAACACUGGGAUUACAACAACAUGGUGGAAGUGGAUCAUCAAUGGGGUUAAGUACAUUUUCAUCACAACCAUCACAUCAUCAAAGUUCACUUUUUUAUCCUAGAGAUGAUGAUCAAGUUCAAUAUUCAUCACUUUUGGACAGUGAAAAUCAGAAUUUGCCAUAUAGAAACUUGAUGGGGGCACAACUUCUUCAUGAUUUGGCUGGUUAAAAAAACAACAACAACAAGAAGAAGGAGAAUAUUAUUGAUUUUGGACCUUAUAAUAUAUUGGUUCUUGAUGAAUUAUUAUCGGUGGUGAUGAUAGGUAGAUAUUUUAAGUAGUAAUACCUAGUAGUUGCAACAAUAUGGGGUAUAGAUUAAAAGAAGUGAUUUGGAAUCAUACAAUUAUUAAAAAUUCUACAUUUUGGAAUUUUUAGGUAUUUUGGGUGACAUGAAUUUUGUUUCUAUAGCUGGUAAUUCUUGGAUGCUAUAGCUUUUUUUUUUGUGAAAAUCUUGGUAAAUGUUUACCACCAUGC